AUGAGCCGCACAGCAUCCAUGACACCGAAUAGAUCUGUACGAGUUGUGAGUAGGUCUGUGCUUAUACCACAUGUUGUCCGACGAUGUUCACUUGUCCCACUGCUACUGUUUUGCUUGGUCGGUCUGGUUUGGCAAGUUCAUCACCGGUACGAGAAACAAAUCCUCCUAGUGGAUAUCCAAUCUCAGCCAACGUUCAUGCCCAUCGACAAGACCAACGAAACAUUUGCAGUGUCCGCUUUUCUCGGAGUGGACAAGUUGUGGGUGAGAAUAUUUGUGUUCAAGAAAACUACGGCAAAUCCCCUGGUCUAUUGUUAUUAUGCGGAUGCUACUCUGGGUUUACGGUUUGGUACACCCGUCAGUAACACCAUGGAGACUUUCGCCGUUCGCGGACAAAAGUUUGGUUUCAAAUCACUAGUGGAAAAUACGGGUCUGUACCGAGGCUAUGUGAUAUUUUGCAAACUAAAUGAGACUUACCUCAGGGCAGUGCUGGAGGGACGAUUGGCGGUUGCACUUCAUUUGGGAAUAACGUCUUCAAAACCCCCUGUCUUUCUACCAAUACAAGUUGCAUUCGUUCAAGACUACCAGAAGCAGGAUUUUAUCAACACUGUGGGCUUGUGUACGAUGCCACUGGUAAAGACUGAUGAACUGAUUCAAUCCGCACUAGUUGAGUACAUUGAGCUACAACGCUUGCUUGGAGUAAAGCUGAUUAUGUUUUACGUAACAGAUCCAAAGGAGGAGGUUCUCGGUCAGGUGCUUAAGAGUUAUCAGGAUCGCCCCUCACUUGGGAUUGAUAAAAAUGAUUUCAAAGUCCAGGUUAUUUCGUGGCAGCUUCCUGUUGGUAAUCUUGGCAAGUCUACUUGGUAUCAUGAUCCAAUCUUAAGUUAUAAUGAUUGCAUAUAUCGCAUUGCUCCUCACACGGAAUAUAUUUUUCAUGCCGGUUUCGAUGAAAUCUUUGUACCAACCACAUUUAACAACAAAUCAACACUAGGCAAGUGGAGUAGCGUGAUCGCCGUGGCUCAAGAAGGGAUAUAUGCUACCAAGUCUGUGUCAUGUUUCCCAACUCGUUAUUUUCUUCCACCGCAAAUCGGUUCUGAUCAUUCUAAUGGAGUAUCGAUGUACCAGCGCGUCAAAGCAUUACGUCAUGUGGUCACCGACAGAAAGAAGUGUCUUGUUCAGGCUGGUUUGGCAAGGGAGGUGUACUUAUACUGGCCAGUGAAACCGCGGUCGUUCAACUUGCUCAAGUUGUACGGAGUGGUGUUUAACUACGGCGUCUGCAUGGAAACCGAGAUAGCAGAAUGCAAAAGAAAGUCGAACACUGUACAAAUCAAAGACCUAUUGCCUUAUCUGGCGCAAAUCCAAUAUACGGUUUCGCAGAGGCUGCGAUUCAUAGAAUCAGGAUCAGUAGUUUAA
Molecule: messenger RNA, 1410 nt
Organism: Dicrocoelium dendriticum
Lineage: Eukaryota; Metazoa; Platyhelminthes; Trematoda; Plagiorchiida; Dicrocoeliidae
Source: the annotation of a GenBank genome assembly